Messenger RNA from Solanum dulcamara, 1542 nucleotides. RefSeq names its product protein GRAVITROPIC IN THE LIGHT 1-like. Gene Ontology annotation, biological process: response to red or far red light; negative gravitropism. The transcript has a single exon. The coding region runs from base 129 to 1430 and encodes 433 amino acids. NCBI's taxonomy places the organism in Eukaryota, Viridiplantae, Streptophyta, Magnoliopsida, Solanales, Solanaceae. The record is from RefSeq and is a predicted model, not a curated record.
UUGUAAGUUGUCUGUAAAAUACUCCUUUUCCCCCUCCCCUUUUAGGCAUAUUGGUUCGCAAAUAUUCAAUUCAUACAUAUUAUAAUCCAAUAUUACCAACAAAUCUUGUUUUUCUUCUUCUUCUUUAGAUGGAUUCAGUAAAUCGACAUGAUGUGACCCCUAGUAAGACCAGAUUGGCUCGUGCUUUUGCUAACGUUUUGCAUAUUGGAGCUAUGGCAGGAAGAAAUCGAAGGCUAAAAUCUCAAGAUAAGUUCAAAAAUGAAGUUCAAAAAGUAGAGAAUUGCAUACCAGAUCGAGCAGCUAUAGAAGCUUUACUAGCGAAGCUGUUCGCGAACAUUUCAGCUAUUAAAGCUGCAUAUGCCUUGAUGCAACACGCUCAAUCUCCAUACGACCCUGAUUUUAUUCUAUCUGCUGAUGAAAUGAUCGUGUCCGAGUUGAAAAAUUUGUCUGAAUUAAAACAAUCUUACUUGGAGUAUCAAUUUGAUGAUCGCUCCCCAGAUACCACUCGAGUUCUAGCAGAAAUUAAGGAGCAGAAGAGCAUUGUAACAACGUACGAAAUCAUGGGAGAUAAGUUGGAUUCUCAGCUUAAACUCAAAGACUCUGAAAUUAUAUUUCUCAAAGAGAAAUUGGAUGAGGUUAAUAAAGAGAACAAUUUGCUUGAAAAGAAAUUGAGUUUAAUUGACAACUUUCAUUUGUCAAAAUUAAGUAUCAACAAUUUUACUCUCUUCUUUCGAAAAACAAUCAAAACGAUUUGGAGCUUUGUUGCAUUGUUCUGUAGAGAAAUGGAAUAUGCAGGGUGGGAUUUAGAUGCUGCAGCCUUGUCUAUUCAACGGGAUACAAUAUUCUCAAAACCAAAUGACAAAUAUUACGCGUUUGAAUCAUUUGUUUGUCAGGAGAUGUUUGAUGAUUUCAAUGAUCCAUACUUUUCUGUUUAUAACGAGUCCAUGACAGAGCAGACGAAACGAUCAAAUGUAUUUUUCUUCAACAAAUUCUUGGAAUUGAGAUCUGUUAUCACAGCAGAUUAUUUAGCCAGGAAGCAAAAAUCUACAUUCGCGAGAUUUUGUCGUUCAAAGUACUUGAAACUCAUCAAUCCCGAAAUGGAAAUAUCCCUUUUUGGCAAUUUGGAUCAUAGAAAUUUACUGAAUUCUGAUGAGUAUCCAAAGACACAUUUCUUUUACACAUUCAGUGAAAUGGCAAAGCAUAUUUGGUUACUCCAUUGUCUUGCCUUUUCUUUCAGCCCCGAAGCUUCCGUAUUUCAAGUGAGGAAAGGGUGUAGAUUUUCCGACGUUUACAUGGAAAGUGUGAACAGAGAAGAAACAUUCUUUAUGUCCAAUGGAUCAUCUGAAACUGAACUUCAUGUAGGGUUCACAGUGAUUCCGGGGUUCAGGGUUGGCAAAAGUGUUGUUCAGUGUCAAAUAUAUCUCUGUUGAUGAAUUUUUCUUUAGAUGGAGUGUCUUUCUGUUUUUGACAUUCCCUCAAAAAAGAUUUUUUAUACUAGGUAGACAGUUAUAUAUGGAGGAAUUUUUAGUUGAACAUUGACAA